AUGUCCCGACACGGACGUAUUCCGCUCGAUUCGUACCAUCGCAACAGCUCGACAUUGAUCAAAUUCAAGCGCAAGGGCUCAGCGCAUUCAGGUGUUACGCUUGGGGAGGCCAUGGCGAACGUUAUGUUGUCGGGAAACAAUUCCUUGACCCACUAUGAUUUGAACGCAGACCACCGAGGCAAGAUUAUCCUGAGAUUGCGGUGGACUGGCUACGGUUCAAUGACAUACGAGCUCCCCGUGGAUGAUUACGACGGUUAUGUAGAACUACAGACCCUUGCGAGACGAAUUGCUCGUGCUUGCGUGCACUAUCUACAGGCGAAUAUGAUACCUAUCCCAUGGGAUCAAGUCAUCCUGUACCACAUGGAAGAAGUCUCUUUCGGGGUCUGGCAGCCUGUGUUGUCCACGAUGUGA
Sparassis crispa is the source of this 411-nucleotide messenger RNA. RefSeq lists its product as hypothetical. Bases 1 to 411 code for a protein of 136 amino acids. The record is from RefSeq and is a predicted model, not a curated record. Lineage: Eukaryota; Fungi; Basidiomycota; Agaricomycetes; Polyporales; Sparassidaceae. The transcript is spliced from 3 exons.